This is a messenger RNA of Penicillium diatomitis, 1653 nucleotides long. RefSeq names its product general amidase GmdB (gene gmdB). The record is from RefSeq and is a predicted model, not a curated record. The transcript has 5 exons. The coding region runs from base 1 to 1653 and encodes 550 amino acids. NCBI's taxonomy places the organism in Eukaryota, Fungi, Ascomycota, Eurotiomycetes, Eurotiales, Aspergillaceae.
AUGCUGACGUCAACCAAUUGGCAAGACUUGGUCGCUCGAAAGCGCCAGGAAUGUCAGGAUAAACUGCCCCGUGAAUGGAAGCUCGGCGAAGAAGUUCUCAAGGCUGUACCCGAGCAUCUCCUACAAUAUGAUCUUCCACGUCGCAGUGGACUUUUGACAGAGGAAGAGCUCGAUAUCACCGAGAACUACACUGCAACCCAGCUCUUGGCCAAGCUGGCUUUGGGCCAGAUUACCUCGCUUUCCGUGACUACAGCCUUCUCGAAACGUGCGGCCAUCGCCCAGCAGGUGGUUUCUUGUUUGACCGAGACUUGCUUCCCCGAGGCACUUGACCGGGCACGCUACCUUGAUGAGUAUCUCCAGAAAGAAGGGAAACCAAUGGGUCCCUUGCAUGGAUUGCCUAUCAGUAUCAAGGAGAGCUUCAAUAUUAAAGGCCUGCAAACGACUCUUGGCUAUGUGUCAUGUUUGAGCAGACCUCCAUCAACUACGGAGUCGGCACUGGUCACACUCCUCCUUGACUUGGGAGCCGUGCUCUAUGUCAAGACAAACGUGCCUCAGACUCUCAUGACUGCCGACUCGGAGAACAACGUCUUUGGUCGUACACUUAACCCACACAAUACCUCUCUCACCGCAGGCGGGUCAAGUGGUGGUGAGGGUGCUCUGGUCGCAUUCCGAGGAUCCAUCCUCGGCGUGGGAACCGAUAUUGCGGGCUCCAUUCGCAUCCCAUCUUUGUGCUGUGGUAUCUACGGGUUCAAGCCGACGACUAACCGGGUUCCAUUCGGUGGUCAAUUCUCCGGCGAGAUGGAGGGUGUGCCGAACCUGGUCCCCUGCGCCGGGCCCCUUGGCCAUAGUCUCGCUGAUUUAAAGAGAUUCAUGGCCACAGUCGUUGGCUCUGAUUCUGCCUGGAGAUACGAUGCAACUGCCGUUGCAGUCCCUUGGAAACAAGGAAUCGAAGUUGGCAGCACUCGCAACGGAAGCCUCAACAUUGGGGUUUUGGCCGAGGACAGCCAUUUCCCACUCCAUCCUCCCGUGAGACGUGCCUUGGAGCGCGCAGUUGACGCUUUGGCCAAAGCAGGCCAUCGCAUCAUCAAGCUCGAUAAUGGCAGCAAUCACGAUCUCUCCCUGUCAUAUGCCUCGCGCUUAGCCUUCCAGUACUUUACAUACGCACCUCAUCCGGAUCUGAUCACGCCCAGUGGAGAGCCCGUUGUUAAAUCUUUGGCCAACCUCUCAAGCCCAAUGUUCACGGGUCCAUUGCCCGUGGAGCCAGAGAAAGAGCCCUAUACCAAGAUCAACGAUCUCCACAUGGCUCGCGAGAAGUACGCUGAAAGUUGGCGUCGCGAGUGGGUCGACAAAAACCUGGACGUGAUUUUGGCCCCUGGGGCACAGAGCACCGCGGUUGCCCACGACACUUAUGCUUGGCCGUCGUAUACGGUGAUUUGGAAUCUGCUUGAUUAUCCUGCCUGCAUCAUCCCCUAUGGAAAGGUGUCGCGCGAGUUGGAUGGUGAGGAGAUGAAGACCGGUGAUAACGUACAGCCUGACUAUCACCCCGAGCAAGUCGACGGUGCGCCUUGUGCCAUUCAAGUGAUCACGCCCCGUUUCCAUGAUGAACAGUGUCUGGCAGCUGCGGAGCUAAUUGAACAAGCUAUUCGCGAAUGA